AUGGAUUCCAAACGCAGUAGAUUGUCGGUGAAUCCGAUAACAUUGGGGUUCCAAAUCUGGCAGCGCGCACUCGACUGGACUCUGUCACCCAAAGCUCCUGACCCAAACACGAAGCUUCACCGGCCCAGAGUAGCCGUGAUUGGAGCUGGCAUCACUGGAAUAACAUCUGCAGCACACUGCAUUGGACACGGAUUCGAUGUCGCCAUUUUCGAAGCUGGGGGGGAGGAGAGCAUUGGAGGCAUCUGGAGUAAAGUCAACGAUACCUCCGGACUCCAAAUCAAUGCUGCCAUGUAUCGCUUCCACCCUUCCGUCAACUGGUCGCGUGGCUAUCCGAACCGGCAAGAGAUCGUCGAGCAAGUCAACAUCCUUUGGAAACGCUAUAAGCUGCCUGCACGCACACACUUCCACACGCCCGUCAGCAAGGUGUACCGGAACGAAGCAGGACAAUGGAUCAUCAACGAGCCGGCCAACGGGACCUUUGACGGCGUCAUUGCCGCCGUCGGAACAUGUGGAGACAAAAAGAUGCCACACAUUGAGGGCAUAGAGAGCUUCAAAGGCUCUGUCUUCCACUCGAGCAUGCUGAACGGGGAGUCUGCAAAGGACAAGAAAGUGGCCAUUAUCGGCGGUGGUGCGAGUGCGGUAGAAGCCCUCGAAUUUGCUAGCAAAACAGGCGCAGCAAAGACGUACAUUUUGUCCAGGAGCGAGAAGUGGAUCAUCCCGCGCAACCUCUUUGCCGACAUUCUGUUUUCACUCAACAUCUGGGGCCAAGAGACGAUUCUCUCCUGGAUCCCGGAGACGCUGCUGCGCACGUUCUUCUACGGCGACCUCAAAUCCAUCGCGCCUCCAGCCGGCUCAGACUCGGGCAUCUUCACCAACACGCCCAUGGUCAACUCGGACAUCAUGGAAAAGCUGCGGGACGGCACGGCCGAAUGGGUUCGUUGCGACAUUGAGCGGAUUGUAGAGAACGGCGUCGAGGUCAACCGCCGCGCCCAAGGCGUGCCCAAAGGCGGCCCCGGACGGCAGCAGGUGGUCGAUGCCGACAUGAUCAUCAUGGCAACCGGCUUCAAGCGGCCACCGCUGUCGUUCUUGCCCGCAGACUGCUUCGAAGAGCCGUAUGCGGCGCCCAACUGGUAUCUCCAGACCUUUCCGCCGAGCCAUCCGUCUGUGUCGGCUAUUAAUUGCACCUAUGUGGCCGCCAUCGGGACGGUUGGCAAUUGGCACAUUGGCAUCUACACGCGCAUCCUACUCAUGUUUCUGGUCGACCCGCUGACACGGCCGAGUCGUUUCUGGAUGACGCGCUGGAUCGAUAUGACCUGCUUCCUCAAGGGAAACUCGCCCACUAAGGCUUUCGACUUCUUCACGUACUUGGAGCUACUGUGGUGGUUCCUGUUCUGCGUCGUCAUCAACCCCUUUCGCUGGAAGUGGGCAGUCUUUGUCUUUUUCGGCAUUGGCCUGGGCCUCCCAAAGGCCAUCAAUCGAGCGGAAGCGCGCAUUCUGGCACGUGCUGGAUACAGCAAAGAUGAGCGUCGCGACCAAGGGAAGAGCCUCGUGUUUACUGCCUCUGUACUCCGUAACCUCGCGCCAGAACUGCAGCCGAGCCUUCUCAGACACGACACAACAUACGCGCAAACAGAAGCCGAAAUGAACAAUCCUGUCAAGGAGAUCCCUGCCGUCAUUCUAUCUCUUUGCACUCGGCCGCAGGCAGAGCAGGAGGCCACCAUCGACCGAUACUUUCUGAAAGACGCCUCGUUUGUGCACCCGUUCUGCUACGUCCCCCCGAUUGCGACCCUCUACGACAUCGUGCCCUGGCCUUUCUCACCAGUCGUCGGGAUCACGGGCGAUAUCAACUCCCGUCGCAUCGUUCGGGCCAUCUUUCGCUGGUACAAGAUUCUUAGCCCGGACAUUGAUAUCGCUAUUGACUCCAUCGCCUGGGACGAGGCACAAUGCAUCCUGUACGUGAGCAUUCACCAGCGCUUCGCUCUCUGGUUCGUCCCGUUCUACGCGGCCAAAGUCCAUCUCAUCACUGAGCUCCAGCUGGAGCCCGUAGGCGAGAGCGGCACCGAAUCCCGGCCGGUCUACUACAUCUCCCGCCAAGAGGACCACUAUCAGCUCACCGAACUCCUCAAAUUUGUCCUGCCCAAAGUCGGUCCUGCUUCUUGGACCAUCUGGCAGCUUUUUUCUACCUGGCUCUGCUAUGUCGGCGUUUUGUUUGUCGACGCAGUAUUGGGUCUGUUCGGCAAAACGAAGCUUUUGCCUUGGCGGAAAAACCAUGUAUGA
This is a messenger RNA of Grosmannia clavigera kw1407, 2277 nucleotides long. Its product is annotated as flavin-binding monooxygenase-like protein. Gene Ontology annotation, molecular function: NADP binding; N,N-dimethylaniline monooxygenase activity; flavin adenine dinucleotide binding. Lineage: Eukaryota; Fungi; Ascomycota; Sordariomycetes; Ophiostomatales; Ophiostomataceae. The coding region runs from base 1 to 2277 and encodes 758 amino acids. The record is from RefSeq and is a predicted model, not a curated record. The transcript has 7 exons.